Styela clava is the source of this 872-nucleotide messenger RNA. RefSeq lists its product as uncharacterized. Lineage: Eukaryota; Metazoa; Chordata; Ascidiacea; Stolidobranchia; Styelidae. The record is from RefSeq and is a predicted model, not a curated record.
UAACAUGAAUCUACCAAUCUACGUACUGUCAUUAAUAAUUUCCGUUGUUAAUGGCAAUAUUUUCUUGGAUUCGGAAUGUAAUAUACUUUCAUCCAAAAGUAUUGAAUGGAACCGAUUACAAGGGUUGUGGUAUCUGACUUUAAACCAUGAGGGAGAUCAUUUGUCAUCCGAUCGAUUCUGUAUUGCAACGACAUAUUUCGGUAUUGUUGGAGACGGCGUCGCAUUCGUGAAACACGUCAUUUCUAGGAAUGGUGAUCCCGAAACGAAAUUGAUAAGCUACCCUGAGUACUACCAAGAAGAUCAUAACAUGCGACCAGGCACAGUCAUGCCACAACCAGUAUCACAAUUAAAAUACAUGAAGGAUACCUUGUAUUUGAGACCCAAUGCAGUGACAGAUGUUUUUACUGAAUUGCUCCAAAGCUACAAAAGUCCUGCAACGUUUUCUACAGAUUACGAUACGUACUAUAUGAUAGAGCAAUGUGGAGCGGACGGUAAAAGAAUGGUGCAUGUUUACACAAGAUCAGAAAAUCCAUCAGAAAGUGAGAUAAGCAUCGUCAAUGAUGCUUUAAAAUCUCGUAACGUCAACGCUACAAUGGUGGUAUCCGACUCUUGUGUUGAUAUCGGGCUGGCCAUGCUCAAAUGAAUACUUUUAUUCCCAGUGCUAAAUACUGUACCACCAAGCUGUAUUUUAUAGGUACAUGUGUGAAUUUUAGACGGAAAGUCAUAUUGAUUUACUCUAUAUUUACUAUAGUUGCUUUUCCAAUUUAUUGCAUGUUUAUCUGAAUGCUUAAAAUUUACCAGUGGCAAAAUUGCACCAAUUUGACCCAUAAUGUUGUUGUUUUUGCGAAACCUGUGAUAUAAUUUUGGGUACU